This is a messenger RNA of Menidia menidia (Atlantic silverside), 2018 nucleotides long. The record is from the annotation of a GenBank genome assembly. NCBI's taxonomy places the organism in Eukaryota, Metazoa, Chordata, Actinopteri, Atheriniformes, Atherinopsidae.
CUUUCUUCUCCUCUUUCUUCUGUGUCUCGUUGCUGCUGUAGAACUGUCUCUCUUCUCUGUUGGCUGCUGUAAGGCCUUUUUCCGAUCGGCGCGCCAGAAAAGGGACGCUGAGAAAAGCCACUGUGUCAGACUUAACCGGAUUCAAUGAGGGAGCCAGACCAGGGGGACCAGCCUGAAGACAACAUGCCUCCUAAAUUCAAACGACACCUCAACGACGACGAGGUCACUGGAUCCAUUCGCAGCGAGAGGAGGAACCUGCUGGAAGACGACUCGGAUGAGGAAGAGGACUUUUUCCUGAGAGGCCCUACGGGACCCAGAUUUGGACCUCAGAAUGACAAAAUUAAGCAGGUGCAGUCGCAGGUGGACGAGGUGAUCGACGUGAUGCAGGAGAACAUCUCCAAGGUGAUAGAGAGGGGCGAGCGCCUCGAUGACCUGCAGGACAAGUCAGAGAGCCUGUCGGACAACGCCUCUGCCUUCAGCAGCCGGGCCAAACAGCUGCACCGGAGGAUGUGGUGGAGAGACACCAAGAUGAAGAUGAUCAUUGCCCUGGUGGUGGUGGCCCUCCUGCUGAUUAUCAUCAUUCCAGUUAUCCUUCGAAAUCGCUAGAGGCUGAUGAGGAGGGUGAUGGGGGAAGCCUUCCCUCUCUCCUUCCUCCGUUCCCUCGUCCACACACAGCCUUCCACUCCAGCUCGAGGGCACCAGCCAACUCCCCCCCCACCCCCCCCGCCAUGGCCUCUUCCCCCCCACGGGGCCCGCCCUUACCAUUCCCCCCCUCGUUAGUACAGAUCUCAUCAUUGUAUUCCUAAAAACGUCCCGAAACUGAAGUGCAAUCAGAGUUAAGGUGUAGUUUAUGUCCCUGCUUCCCAAAAAAGGGGACAGAGAGGAAGGUAGUGAAGGAGGGCUCCAUUCCAUGUCGCAUAUCACGUGUAAGGUCCUGCCUUAGCCACAGUUUCCUGUAUGUUACAUCAUAUAUAGAAAAAGGCAGCAGGAAAUAUGAAGGGGGGGGGUAUCUGCGCUGCUGUCUCAUAUUAAAGGACUGUAACAUCCACAGAUGAAGCUCUGAUGUCUGCCUUUGAUUCCUCGUCUGUGCCCUGGCUCUGAAACAGGCUAUGAAUGUUUAAAGGGAACACUUUCUGAAGCACAUUUUUUCUCUAUCUGCACGAGGCCAGGCAGCACCCGAGCUUCAUCUGUAUUCUUUUUUGUUUUUUAAGCAUCAAAUUCUUUUUAUUGAAACAAAUUUUUACCCUUCAGGUAAAAAUGAGUAAAAAGGGGCUCUGUCACCUCUGUCGCAAAAAAACAAAAAGCACCACGGCUUCUUUCAGUGUACUGAAGAAACAUGUCAGACCGAAUGUUUUCCUCAUAACUCGGGGCCCCCAAAAUCUCCAGGACAUUGUGCUCGUGGCUGUCCAACACUCCUCCGGUUGAUACUUUACUGUCACUCUACAGAUGGUUCUGUUCGGUUUAAAUACUACGUCAAACUUUUUUUUCCCCCAGCGAAGUCCUUAUUCCUGCUCAGUGUGAUGCUUUGUAUGGUUGCUGAUGUCCCCGCUGAGGGAAGGAGUGUAUCUUUCUGUGCCGUUCCAGGAGGGGGACCUUAAGGAAAACGCUGUGCUCUGAAACGGGCGUCUGUUUAGCCGUGACUGGAAGAACUCUACAUUGUAAUCCGAUCUUUUUUCUUUUUUUUUGCGUAAUUUAUUUCAGCUGUAAAUAUCGUUUCUGUAAUUAGGAUGUACAUUACUAGCUUUGCAUUGGAAGAUUGUGAUCAUUUUUGCUCAGAAUAAAGAGAUUUUAAAGGGCGGCUGCUGAACUCCUUUAAUGUCCAGGUAGAAUCGGAGGCAUUUGUGGAGUUGGCAAUCAAAGGAAAGAUGGGGUAAGGGGUUGCCAUGCCAUCCCUCAGGCUUUGGGCACAUGGAAGCAUCGUCGUGGUUGCAGAGCAAUCCAAUCCUAACGUUUUUAUGUCCUCAUUAGCCAGUUGUUUUAUCCGGUUGGGACUUAAAUGGCAUUACACCGUCCCCAGG